CUCAGAAAGAACGUGCGAAAGUUCGAUGACCUCUGGAAGGAGUCGAUCUGACCUAUCAGAGCAUGGAACAUGAGGGAUGAUCGUCACGAGCACGUGCUAAUGACGUCAUCUCUGUGACAAAUCUCAGAAAAUUUCUCGCGCAGGGCGGGAGAAACACCUCAGCGCACUCUGAUCUGUUUCUACACUAACACGAUUUGAAGUGCAUUGGAGUAGCAACUGGUGUUCGGAAUGUCGCUUUGAGAUGCAAGGGUACGAGAAUUGUCUUCCAGCACUGGUUGCAUGCGAUGCAGUUGACUGUCUUCGUAGUCUUCGGACCGAUAAUCAGCUGUAACAGAUUUUCUUUCGCAGAUCGAUCGACGUUCCCGACAUGGAGGAACCUGAAUGCGACAUAGUCUGUGCUUAAUAUCUGUUUAAUAUUACGAGGAGAUGCUUGACCACAAGAGAACUCUGGAACAUAUUAGUGAGUGUGCCCUGCUGUUCUGGGUGGAGAACAAUGGAGGAGAGACGUCUCAGGGGGAGCAGAGGCUUAGGCUUAGGCUUGAUAUGCCUUUUCAUCUUCGGGCAGAUUGUUCGACGGUGUGUCGGUCGAAUCGACAAAUUGUCUGAGACAGUAGUGCAGAGUCGCAUAUUUCCUCAACGGAACGAGGGGUUCGCUUUGUGGAAACCCACAGCAGAGGAGACCCCGUGUAGCCUCGUGCUGUGCUGGAACCCCGGCAGGUACUUUCAUUGAACAUGUUGAGAGCCAAGUUCGAGGGAACCUUCCUGUCCUUUCUCGAAUUUCAUAUCUUGAAUCCAGUCCUCUGGCUUCUGACAACUUGAUCUUUGCUCUCUCUCGACCCUACGAGUAUUAUAACAGCGUGCAGAGAGUCUUAUGCCAGAAAAUUGUCACAAUUGACGUGGGAGGCUGAUCCUUUCUUCCCUGCGAGAAAGCGAAUGUGAAUUGGUCGUCGAAACGUUUGGCUAUCAAUAUCGGUGGGCAAGGGUUAUGAUUUCCAUGUCUAGAUCAUUCUGUAGCUACGAAUGGGAUGUCGUUUUCCAGCACUCACGUUUCAGCACAAUUGAAAUCAGCCUCAGAUGGGCAGCUCUUGCUGCGGUUUUCCAGUUGCCAAUAUUUCUCUCGCCACAGCAUGGGAUUGUCUUCUGGAUGGAAUGGGCUAUCCAUUCAAAUUCUUCCAUCCUCAGGAAUCGGAGCAAGUCGAAAAGAGAAAGGGAGGACGGGCAAGACGAAGGUAGGGAAGCUACGUGCUACACCUGUGAGCGGCUUUGACGUUAAGCGGAUUUGAACUGUGAAGUCUCUGCUUUUCGAGUCUGAAAUGCACUACAGAACUGUAUUUUACAUACGGCCACCAACAUUGGACUGCAACAGAAGUGGUCCAGAGGAUCAUAAAAGUCCUGUAAGACGCCAGAUUCAUGUACUUGACAGGACGGGUGGAGGGUGGAGGGUGUAAUCCUAGUCCCAGACCUCACGACAUGCGCGAGCCAAUCCCAGAGACCGGAGAAAACUAAGAAAUCCAUCUUGACUCUUGCCUUUAUUUUGAAGCAGUCCACAAGCUAGUGGAAAAUACAUCUUCUCACGAGAUGCAGUCCUAUGCUAUACUGUACAAGUGCACAUGGCAAUCUUGCUCCAACAUACUUUGUCCCUGUUCGAUGAAUCCGUUGAAGAGAUUCAUUAUUCUUCGAGAAUGAGGAAGUAAACUUUGAAUCUCGGGAUAUGAGUAAGUAGAAAAUUCGUCAAGGGUACUAGUCAGUAAAUUUCUGAAAAUCGAUUAUCCAAAUUGUAUACAAACAUCGACUGUACAGCACAUACUUCCUGAGUCCUCAGUAAGUAUGUGCACCCAUCUUGCCAGCUCUUAUAGUAGGCUACAGUCGAAGUUUCCUAAUUCCGUUUGUAUAAUUUUCGAGUGGUCCGAAUUGCCUUCACGAGAACUACAACCGCUCUAUGAGAGAGGUAAAGGAUGGUACUCCUGGAAGUAUUGGAAGUAUUUCGAAAUCAGCUCUUUAGUUGGAAUAUUGGAUCAAUAUAGAAAAUGCAGAAGAAACUCUUGUGAAUACAACUCGGAAUUUUGAGAGGGAGGGAGGGAGACACUGGGAUCAGAUCUUUGCACUCUAAGCUACUGAGACCAGACACGCGCGCAUUUCAAGGUACAUGCCUGCUCAGGAAGACCUCGGGAGGGGAGCUGAAACUUUCAUAGAUCCGCAAUGGAAGUCAAACGGCGAGGACCUAGGUGCCAAAGAGUCAUAAGUUCUCGUAACGUAGAUAAUAAAGACCACUACUGAAUAGUCUACAUGGACAGAACAUAUCUCAUAAGACAUGCAAGCAUAUAAUGCAGAUCGAGCGAACGCCGUUGUAAGCGAAAGGUGGAACUAUUUUAUCUUGAAUGGAUCAUUUUGAAGUUUCCUCUUGUGCAGCACCACCUUGCUGUUGAGUACUUGUUCUGAGACCAAUGAUCAUCACCU
This is a messenger RNA of Marchantia polymorpha subsp. ruderalis, 2457 nucleotides long. The record is from the annotation of a GenBank genome assembly. Lineage: Eukaryota; Viridiplantae; Streptophyta; Marchantiopsida; Marchantiales; Marchantiaceae.